This is a messenger RNA of Encephalitozoon romaleae SJ-2008, 1791 nucleotides long. RefSeq names its product ribonuclease Z. The transcript has a single exon. Lineage: Eukaryota; Fungi; Microsporidia; Unikaryonidae. Gene Ontology annotation, biological process: mitochondrial tRNA 3'-end processing. Gene Ontology annotation, cellular component: mitochondrion. The record is from RefSeq and is a predicted model, not a curated record. Gene Ontology annotation, molecular function: 3'-tRNA processing endoribonuclease activity. Bases 1 to 1791 code for a protein of 596 amino acids.
AUGAUAGAAUUUAAGUAUCUAGCCACAAGAAGUGGUAAGUCAUUGGUGCUAACAAUAGACAAUAAAAGAUAUCUAUUCAAUCUCUUUGAAGGGUUUCAGAGAUACUGUAUAGAAUCCAGCGUCAGUAUCAGCAAGAUCUCAACAAUCUUUGUUUCAUCAGAAGAAUCCGUUCCUCCUCUGAUAGGAAUGUAUCUAACUUUGAGAGAUGUAAAAAAGAAAGCUCUAGAUAUUGUGUGCAGCCCAAGGAUACAAGAGAUGAUAAUCCUAGCGAAGAGAUUUGCAGACCCAAUGAGCCUAAGAAUUAACUAUAUGAGAGAUUAUGCAGAUGAGUUUAUUAGAGUAGAAGCCAUUGAGAGCAUGCCCUCUAUAGAAGCUGAUGGAAAAAAAGAGUUCUCCUUCAUUCUGAAGAUCAAACCGAUCAGAGGAAGAUUCCUUGUAGAGAAGGUUCCUGAAGACAUCCCAAAGCACUUAUACUCCAGGCUCACAAAAAGAGAGAGUAUAGAAUACAAUGGAAAAGUAUAUGAUGGGAGAGAGUAUAUGGAAGACGAUGUAGACAUUGGCACUAUUGCUAUUGUUUAUUCUUCUGGAAACUUUGAAAGACUUUUGGAAAGAAUAAGAGAGGAGGCACCCAAGUAUUUCUUUUGCUUUCAAAGGGAUGUUGCACAGCAUCUAUCCUCUGUCUUUGAUGGACAUUUCUUUUUCUUGGAAGACAACCAUUUUGUUGAAUAUCUGUCCUUAUAUAACAUUCAGCUAGAAUUAAGCUCAAUACACAAGGACUUUCUAUUACCGCUUCCUAGCGAGAACCUUACUUAUCCUUUGAAGCUCAUAGAGAGUAUUCAGAGCUGCGGAACUCUUAUAUAUACUAAGAGCACAAAGUGCUUCUCUCACCUCCCCUCAUCCCAGAAGGAGCAUACUUCAUGUAGCAGAGAGCACAAGGAAAAGGCCAUACUGUUUCUUGGAACAGGAUGUGCUAUCCCAUCUAAGUACAGGAAUGUAUCGUCAAUACUCUAUGAAUCCCAUGAUGCUGCCAUUAUGCUUGACUGUGGAGAAGAUACUUUAUUCCAAAUUCAUAGGGCCUAUGGAGGAUUUAAUGUUCUGAAAAAGCUCAAGGCGAUUUUCGUAUCACAUUCUCAUGCAGAUCAUGUGCUGGGAAUUACAUCUGCAUUGAAGAAGAUAAGUCAUAAAAUAAAGAUCUUUGCUCCGGCUGCUAUAAAGCCAUUUGUCAAAAGCUUCGAUAUUGGAAAUCAUGAAUAUAUAGAAACAAACCAUGCAAAGGCAAUGGAAAGAAAGUUCCAAGACAUAUGGAAGCUAUCCCAAAGGUCUCCUCUGUGCACGGUUGAUGUGGAAGAUCACAUUCUGAAGUUUGAUGUUGGGUUUGAGGUGGGGAUUUGCGGUGUGGACCAUUGCUCCGAUUCUUGUGGAAUUAGAGUGAAGGAUGGAGACACAAUCAUAACGUACUCUGGAGAUGCGAGGCCUUCCAUACUCUUUGGGAUGAUGUCUCUUGAUUCGGAUGUUAUGAUACACGAGGCUACAUUUGCCCUCGAUCAAGAGGAAAGGGCCAUGCACACAGGCCAUUCAACAAUAGAUGGAGCACUUAAAGUCUUCAAAGCAUCUAAAUCAAAGGUUUUGCUCCUUACCCAUUUCAGUCAGAGAUACUCGAAGGGAAUUAUAUCUGACGGACAAUGGAUCCCAUGCAUAGAUUUAUUUAGAUAUACAAUUGGGUCAACUCUAUAUCCUACAGACGAGAUCAAUGCCUACUAUGACAAGCUUAAGUUGGCUGAGAAUAGGUGA